Messenger RNA from Fukomys damarensis (Damara mole-rat), 1296 nucleotides. RefSeq names its product phospholipid-transporting ATPase IB-like. Gene Ontology annotation, molecular function: ATPase-coupled intramembrane lipid carrier activity. NCBI's taxonomy places the organism in Eukaryota, Metazoa, Chordata, Mammalia, Rodentia, Bathyergidae. Gene Ontology annotation, cellular component: plasma membrane. Gene Ontology annotation, biological process: neuron development; phospholipid translocation. The record is from RefSeq and is a predicted model, not a curated record. The coding region runs from base 390 to 1124 and encodes 244 amino acids. The transcript has 13 exons.
AAUGUGGGUGACACUGUGAAGGCCUCGAAUGGGGAGUUCCUUCCUGCAGACAUGGUCCUGAUUUCUUCCAGUUUAGCUACUUGGAGAAGCUUCUGUUGGUUCAUGGAACAUGGAAUUAUUUUCGAGUGACUAAAUGCAUAUUGUAUUGUUUCUACAAGAAUGUGGUACUAUACAUUAUUGGGUUUUGGUUCACCUUUGUUAAUGGAUUUUCUGGACAGAUUAUAUUUGAGCGUUGGUGUAUCAGCACAUACAAUGUGAUUUUCACUUCAUUACCAGCUUUCACUCUUGGAAUUUUUGAACAGUGUUGUAGUCAAAAGAGCUUGCUCGAACAUCCACAACUCUACACAAUUUCUCAGAAAGGAGAAAUUUUCAACACAAGGGUAUUUUGGAUGGACUGUAUGAAUGCUUUGGUUCACUCGUUCAUUCUCUUCUGGCUUCCUAUGAAAAUACUGGAGCAUGAUAUUGUUUUGCCACAUGGUCGAACUGCAGACUAUUUGUUUCUUGGAAAUUGUAUUUAUACGUAUGUAGUUGUUACUGUUUGUCUGAAAGCUGGGUUGGAAACUAUGUCAUGGACUAAAUUUACUCACCUGGCAGUUUGGGGAAGCAUAAUAAUCUGGUUGGUGUUCUUCACAAUUUACUCUUACUUCUGGCCCACCAUCCCUGUUGCUCCUGAAAUGGCAGGACAGGCCAGUGUGAUCCUCGUUUCUCCAUGCUUCUGGCUGGGUUUUGUCCUAGUCCCUACCACAUGUCUGAUUAACGAUGUGUUUUGGAAAUUGUUUAGAAAUACCUAUAAAAGAAGUCUUCUAGAGAAAAUUCGCCAGCUGGAAAGUGACAAAGUUAAAGGAUUUGAUUUUUCUGCGGUGUUUGGGAGGAGGAGGUUACAAGAAAAAAGAGAAGAAAAACAGCUUGAAUUUCCCUUAUUACACCUUUUGGAGGGGACGACAGCCACAGAUGUCCAAACAUCCUUAGCUCCCAAGCCCUGUGAAGUUGUCUUCCAGGAGAGUUCUGUGGACCUAAGUGCUCCAUGUGGCUAUGCCUUUUCUCAAGCAGAAGGAUCUGUGAUCACUCAGGAAGAACUAGUCCGUUCUUACAACACUCUUGUAAGUGAAAGGAGGGGUUCAUAGAAGAGGUCAACCUUUAUUAAUCACCAAUGUGUAAGAUGCAGAUCACUGUAUUCUUCCCCAAGACUGGUAAAAUGAGCCAGACUCCCAAUUGCUGGUUCCUGUGGCUUUGACAAGCACAGUCUGUUAUUUAUGUGUUGACUGAUUCAGAAGAAUAAACAAUGGAGAAACCCCA